GACAGCAGCCCAUUGGAAUCUGUAACUACCACUACCAAAACAGAGUUCUCAAAUCUCAAUGUCUUCUUCCCUUUAUAUUCCAAUCAACAACUACUACUAUUUUAACUUCAUUUUUCCUCUCAAGAAAGAGAUUCACAUACCCUUUUCCUAAUUUUACAAUACAAGCAAAAAAACAGAACAGAAGAGAGCAAGAAAGAUGAACAUGUGGAGUAGACAUGUUAGAUGGUUGUCUACCUCAGUAGCAACAAAUAGGAAAAACAAUAUGGGAUGGUGGGACCAUGUACAGCCAGCUCCUAAAGAUCCAAUCACCAGUGUCACUCAGGCUUUUCUUUCUGACCCAACUCCUCUCAAGCUCAAUCUUGGUGUGGGAGCUUACAGAGAUGAUAAAGGAAAACCAGUAACUCUUGAGUGUGUUAGAAGAGCUGCUGAAAAGAUUUCUGGCUGUGAAAUCUUGGAAUCAACAAAAGCAACAACAAAAUCAAAGUUUGUGCAGGACUGUAUUAAAUUGGCUUAUGGAAAUGACUCUAGUGUUGUUAGAGAAGGCAGGUUUGCUGGUGUUCCAGCUCUUUCUGGGACCGGUGCGUGCCGGCUGUUUGCGGAAUUCCAAAGGCGCUUCUAUCCUAACUCACAAAUGUUUCUACCAAUGCCAACUUGGUCCAACCACCACGACAUUUGGAGGGAUUCUCAAGUUUGUACAAGAACCUACCACUAUUAUGAUCCUGAUACAAAAGGAUUGCAAUUCCAAGCCCUCGUGAAUGAUAUCAAGAACGCUCCAGAUCGUUCCUUUUUCUUACUUCAUCCUUGCGCUCACAACCCAACUGGUGUCGACCCCAACUAUGAGCAGUGGAAAGAAAUCUCACACAUAUUUAAGAUCAAGAAUCAUUUUCCUUUUUUUGAUAUGGCUUAUCAAGGAAUUGCUAGCGGAGAUGUUGAGAGAGAUGCCACUGCUAUUCGAAUAUUUCUAGAAGAUGGACAUCUAUUGGGCUGUGCCCAAUCUUUUUCCAAAAACAUGGGCUUGUAUGAACACCGAGUAGGUUGUGUCAGUAUUGUCUCCAGGGAUGAUAAGCAAGCCACAGCAAUCAAGAGCCAGUUGCAGCAAAUUGUCAGGGCAAUGUACAGUAGCUCACCGGUUCAUGGCCCAUUAUUAGUGUCAACAAUCUUGAAUGAUGCUGAUUUAAAGGCACUUUGGGAAGAGGAAGUUAAGGUCAUGGUGGAUCGCUUAAUCAGUAUGAGAAUCACAUUACGUCAAACACUUGAGGAGUUGAACUCAUCUUCGAGCUGGGAACAUAUAACGAAGCAGGUUGGAAUGUUUUACUUCUCUGGUUUAUCCCCUGAGGAAGUUAACCAAUUGCAGAGGGAUUUCCAUAUAUACAUGACUAACGAUGGGCGCAUCAGCAUGGCAGGGGUAACAAGCAGCAAUGUAGACUACUUGGCAAGUGCAAUCCAUGAAGUUACCAAAGUGUAAAUAAUAGCAACUGUAUUGGUUCAAAGCAUUUUGAAUAUGUAGUUUAGCAAUUCUUAUUGAGAUCUUGUGCAGAAAACCAUUGUCUAAUACUGUUAGAGGCUGUUCGGUAGGAUGUAUUAGAGAAAAUAAUACAUGUAUACACCUUAUUUAGUACUA
Molecule: messenger RNA, 1621 nt
Organism: Solanum verrucosum
Lineage: Eukaryota; Viridiplantae; Streptophyta; Magnoliopsida; Solanales; Solanaceae
Product: aspartate aminotransferase, mitochondrial-like
Exons: 10
Coding region: 197-1465 (422 amino acids)
Biological process (GO): amino acid metabolic process; biosynthetic process
Cellular component (GO): mitochondrion
Molecular function (GO): pyridoxal phosphate binding; L-aspartate:2-oxoglutarate transaminase activity
Source: RefSeq, a predicted model, not a curated record